AAUCAAAAUCGCGGUACUAUGAAAGUCGGGAAACGUUGUAAACAAAACCACAUGGAUUGAUGGAAUGCUCCGAGAGGACGUUUAAAUUUGAAGACAAUAAUAGUAAAGAAAGUGAAAUUAUAAUCGUUACAGAGGUGCUUCAAGCAAGCUAUGGUUUGUAUGUCUGGCCCUCGGCUCCAGUCCUUGCUCAGUACAUAUGGUUCAACAGAAAUAAGGUCAAAGGGAAGAAUAUUCUAGAGCUUGGGUCAGGGACAUCUCUACCUGGGAUCUUGGCAGCGAAAUGUGGAGGUCACGUCACACUGAGUGAUAGCGAAGACUUUCCACAUUGCUUGGAGAAUUGCAGAAAAUCAUGUGAGGCCAACAGACUGCAGAACAUUCCAGUUAUAGGAUUAACAUGGGGCAAGUUCAAUGAUGCUUUACUUGACUUGCCAGCUGUUGACAUCAUUUUAGGCUCCGACUGCUUUUAUGACUCCAAAGACUUUGAAAACAUAAUCGUAACCGUGAGUUACUUGAUCAAACAGAACAAUAAUGCAGAAUUUUGGUGCACAUAUCAAGAGAGAAGUUCUAACAGGACAAUAGAUGUACUGCUAUUGAAAUGGGGACUUGAGUGUGAAUCAAUUAGCCUGGAUUCCUUUGAGGCAGACAGCCCAGCAUUAUGUGGAUCCAGUCUACCAGGAAACCAUACAAUCCACAUGUUUAUCAUCAGAGCCAGUACAAGGUCAUCAGCAAAAUAAUGGAACCUCAGGGUUAUUGUCAGGGUGAAAGGAUGCCAUAUCCACCUCCUAGCAAUCACUGUGCAAUAUUGAAUAAAAAUACAAAAAGGAUUUAUAAUAAAAUGAACUUUCUAAUAAAGUUGAAAACUGUUGA
Molecule: messenger RNA, 867 nt
Organism: Saccostrea cuccullata (small rock oyster)
Lineage: Eukaryota; Metazoa; Mollusca; Bivalvia; Ostreida; Ostreidae
Product: histone-arginine methyltransferase METTL23-like
Exons: 5
Coding region: 60-734 (224 amino acids)
Cellular component (GO): cytoplasm; nucleus
Source: RefSeq, a predicted model, not a curated record